UACCAUCAACCUCUUCGAGCAGUGACCGACAUCGAAUCAUCAUUAUGUUGUGAGACGCGUCGUACGUGAUAGCAAGCGCAUAUCUCCUCCGCCCCUCCCAAUCGAAGCGAAGAGCAGCUGGAUGGAACGAACCUUGCAUGUACUAGGGAUGGGUGGGAGUUAUAGUUGCUCUUGCCGAUGAAGAACGAGGCUUACAAUUUUACAGAAUUCAAGACGUAUUUCCUUGUACAAAGCAGCUUCUUACUAACCAUAAGCGUCGCUUAACCUAUUCUCGAGUUUGCGUAAUAAACUCCAUUUAACUUGCGGUUUCCUUAGAACAACCAAGCAGGCGAGAAAGAGUAGGGGGUGUUUGCUUCGCAGGCACAAGAGUGGCACGGAAAACCCUUCAAAAUCCAAUAUUUGGACCCAUGUCGGACAUACGCAAAUGGUUCAUGAAACAACCUCACAAAAACACUGUGCCUGAAAAGGAGAGACCAAAGCAAACAGAGACUCCAAAACAGGACAUUGCCUCAGAAGGAGCAAAUGCAGGAAGGAAGAAAGUAAGUAAAUAUUUCACCACACCCAACCCUGAUAACACUAUAAAAGCAAUCCCAGAUGAGGAUUUCAAGCCGGAGAAGGCUUCAGCAAAAAGAAAGAAACAGAAAGUGGACGUGGAUGACACAUCUGAGAUAAAAGUUCCAUCCCCCAAGAAGCUUCACAAAGAUAACACAAAAGAAACUAAGGAGAAGAGUAAGACUGCUUAUAAAAAAGAUGAUGGGAUUUCAGGAGAUUACUCAGAUGGGCCUAAUUUAGGGAGCCGUGGCAUUGGUGGUAAUUUGUCUGCAAAAAAUGGAAACGAAAAUCUUCCUCAGCAUGGCGGCAGAGGUGGAGUUGGCAGAGGCGGAGGUGGAAGUAAUAUUGGAGGUAGAGGCCGAGGAGGUGGGAGAGGUCCUUUUGGUAACUUUGGGGAAAGAGCUGCUCCCCCACAUAAAGGUGAAAAGGAGGUUCCGGAAGGUGCUGAAAACUGCUUGCAGGGUUUGACCUUUGUAAUAAGUGGGACUCUUGAUAGUUUAGAGAGGGAGGAAGCAGAAGAUCUGAUUAAGCGCCAUGGUGGCAGGGUUACUGGGUCGGUCAGCAAGAAAACGAGUUAUUUACUGGCUGAUGAAGAUGUUGGAGGCCGUAAAUCUGAGAAAGCAAAGGAGCUUGGAACACCUUUCCUUUCUGAAGAUGCUCUGUUUGACAUGAUCCGUAAGUCAAAACCUACAAAGUCAUCUGGCAAGGAAAAUGUGCAGAAGAAAGACCAGAAAGAUUUUAAAGUUGCUGAGACAAUGAGUAGUAUUAUGCCAAAAAUUGGGGAAAAAGGUCAAAUCAACAAGGAUUUUGGCAGGAAAACAAGUGAAAAAUGUUUGCAGCCUGAGGUUCCAGACAGGAAAAUAAUUGCAAAUGUUAAAGGAAAUACAGAAAUAUGGACAGAGAAGUAUCGACCAAAGACUUCUAAUGAUAUAAUUGGGAAUCAAUCCACUGUGAAACAGUUACAUGAUUGGCUGGCACAUUGGGAUGAGCAACAUCUAAACAUUGAGAAUAAAGGAACUAAAAGCAAAAAACGUGGCAGUGGUAGCAAUAGUGACAUCUCAAAAAAGGCAGUGCUGUUAAGUGGGACACCUGGUAUUGGGAAGACUACUUCUGCAAGAUUGAUAAGUCAGAUGCUUGGUUUCACUACCAUUGAGGUUAAUGCUAGUGACAAUCGUGGGAAGGCCGAUGCUAAGAUAGAAAGAGGCAUUGGAGGGAGCACAUCAAAUUCAAUAAAGGAGUUAAUCAACAAUGAAGCUUUGAAUUUUUGCCACUCAAAUAGUUCAAGGCGUCAGAAAUUUGUUUUAAUUAUGGAUGAGGUUGACGGCAUGUCUGGAGGAGAUAGGGGAGGAGUAACAGAUCUUAUAUCCAGCAUCAAAAUGAGCAAGAUACCCAUAAUUUGCAUUUGUAAUGAUCGCUACAAUCAAAAAUUGAAAAGUCUUGUCAAUUACUGCCUUGCUCUGAAUUUUAGGAAGCCAACAAAGCAACAGAUGGCUAAAAGGUUGCAUCAAAUUGCAGAAUUGGAGGGUGUUCAGGUUGAUGAGAUAGCACUUGAGGAACUUGGUGAGCGUGUCAAUGGAGAUAUGCGGAUGGCAAUAAAUCAACUGCAAUACAUGAGCCUCUCAUUUUCUGUCCUUAAAUAUGCUGAUAUGAAAGCUCGUUUGCAGAGUAAUGCAAAAGAUGAAGAUGUUACACCAUUUACAGCUGUGGACAAGUUGCUUGGAUAUGAAGGAGGUAGGCUAAAACUUGAUGACAGAAUGAAUUUUUGCAUGACAGAUCCAGAUCUCAUUCCUCUUAUUAUUCAGGAGAACUAUUUAAAUUAUAAGCCAAGUGCUGCAAGUCAUGAUUCAGAUGGAACACUUCGAAUGGACUUAAUUGCCCGUGCAGCAGAGUCUAUUGCAGAUGGAGAUGUAGUAAAUGUACAAAUUCGUAGGUAUCGCCAGUGGCAGCAUUCACAAAUGGGUGCCUUUGCAUCAUGUAUCAUCCCUGCAGGUUUUAUGCAUGGUCAGAGAGAGGUCCUUGGAAAAGGGGAUAGAAGAUUCAACAAACUUGCUGGUUGGAAGGGCAAAUUCCUUACUUGGCAUAAAAAUGAAAGGAAAAGUGAGGAUGAGAUGGAAAUCCAUUCUCAUUUAUUCCUCCUAUUUUUUGUCUUCUUGUACAGAGAAGCUCUACGGAUGGACUACCUGCCAGCUUUCAUGUUGAAAUUAACUAAACCUCUGCGGACAUUGCCUAAGGAAGAGGGAGUUCAAACUGUUGUAAAGUUCAUGGAUGAGUACUCUAUUAAUCAAGAAGAUGUAGACACAAUAGUAGAUUUAUGCAAAUUCCAGGGUCAUCCCAAUCCUUAUGAUGGGGUACCUCCUGCAGUCAAAUCAGCCUUGGCAAAAGCAUAUAAACAACAUGAGCAGUGCCAUCGUGUUCGGGCAGCUGAUCUACUUCCAUCUGUUCUCUAUCCUGGUCAAAAGAAGACACCUAAGUCAAAACGAGUCGCUUCUCUUUUGACAGAAGUUGAAGAUGAUUUUGUUUUACAGAACAACAGUGAUAAUGUUGAAGAAGAGGAAGAACUUGUUGAUGAAGAAGUCUCAGAAGUUUCAGCCUACAACAACGGAAGUCUACAGUUGAGCCUUCAAGAAAACAAACCAAAAGGAGUCGAGAUACAAUUAGAUAUAAAGAAUAAUGAGGUGUUAAGAGGAAAGCCAUCCAAGGCAAACGAAUCUAAAUCUCAUGCUGAAAAGGAAAAGUUAACUUCUGGGACAAAAAGUGUUAAGAGGAAAAGGUAACUUAAUCAAUUGUUUCUUUUUUUUGUUUGGUCACGCAGAUGACACAUGCAAAUGAUGUAAAUACUUGGAGUGAACUUGGUUAGUGCAGUUGUUUUCCAUUUUAGGAAGGCAUAUAUAAUUAGUCUUCGAGUAAUGUUUCUAGAUAAGUGCUUUUUGCAUUUGAUAAAUCAUAAAAAAUUGAUCGUGGAGCUAUGACAGCCACAGAUAUGUUAUAUGUAUCCAAGUAUCUCAUGCUAGUUUCUGAGAAAUGUUGUGGCUAAAUUAUAUUCCAUGGCCAGCUGUAAUUUCAUUUCAUGUUUAUACUAAUAGUAAAAGAACUCUGUGAAGGUAAUUUGAUUUGAA
This is a messenger RNA of Cryptomeria japonica (Japanese cedar), 3668 nucleotides long. Its product is annotated as replication factor C subunit 1. The transcript has 27 exons. The record is from RefSeq and is a predicted model, not a curated record. Gene Ontology annotation, biological process: DNA repair; DNA replication. NCBI's taxonomy places the organism in Eukaryota, Viridiplantae, Streptophyta, Pinopsida, Cupressales, Cupressaceae. Gene Ontology annotation, cellular component: DNA replication factor C complex; nucleus. The coding region runs from base 408 to 3326 and encodes 972 amino acids. Gene Ontology annotation, molecular function: DNA binding; ATP hydrolysis activity; ATP binding.